Messenger RNA from Bufo gargarizans (Asiatic toad), 1598 nucleotides. RefSeq names its product flocculation protein FLO11-like. NCBI's taxonomy places the organism in Eukaryota, Metazoa, Chordata, Amphibia, Anura, Bufonidae. The record is from RefSeq and is a predicted model, not a curated record. The transcript has 6 exons. The coding region runs from base 135 to 743 and encodes 202 amino acids.
AUUCUGCGAGAGCUGGCCCAUUCCACAGCACAACAUUGCUCCUGCUCGUCACACAAUCCACUGCUGAAUAUUGGAGAAGAGCUCCUAGAGAUUUGCAGCGUCAUCUGUACUGCAGCCAAGGAAUUGAGCUGAAAAUGAAAACUGCUGUGAUCAUCUUCUGCCUUAUAGGCAUGGCCUACACAAGACCUUCCUCAAGUGAGAGCCACAGCAAGUCUAUAUCAGAUUCACUUCCAGAUUCCUCUUCAUCAUCAUCAUCAGAAGAAAGAUUUAGUACUGCCCCAACUGUGAAUGGAGCAACAGUUCAGUCUAUCAUUACAGAAGAUUUUGCAAGAGGAGAUAGCCUGCGCCGUAGACGUGCAGUUAGAACGUCUUCAGAAUCUUCACACCAGGACACAAACUCCAUUGAAAGUAUAUCUGAUUCAUCCUCUUCAUCAGAAGAAGUCAGCGUUGCACCAACUCCUGGGGGAACAACAAUUUUACAGACAAGGGAUAACUCACUUCGCCGUAGACGUUCUCUUGAUCAGGUUGCACAUGGAAGUUCCUCGUCACAUCAUUCUGAGGAGAGUGUAACCACUGAAAGCACAAGUCGCCAGUCCCAACCACCUGAGAGUUCAGAAGAAGACAGCCAUGAGCAAAGUACCAAGAAGAAUCUACUACAAGAAAUCCUUGGUACAACUACACCAGAUCCAGACACAUCUGAAGAGAGCUCAGAGGAAAAGACAACACCCGUAUUCGAGCCCUGAGCACUUGACCUAUCCUCAUAUUAUUUUUGCUGUCCACCGUCUUUCUGUUUGUGUGAAUGAUUUGUGUUCUGUUCUGCCAAUGUAAUUAUUCAUUGAGUCUGCUCAGACUUUAGUUCAUACAAAAAUAUGAACCAAUGUCAGAGGUGCCUUCUCCCCACCAUUCAGAUAUUUUUUUUUUUUUUUAAGUAAGGCUUUGUUUUUAUCUGUGUUGGAGGCUUUUGUUGCAGAAUCCAUCAAAAAUGGCAGGCAAAACAAGGCAUACAUUUUGCCUGGAAAUAUGAUGAGGAAAACCGAAUGGACUCUAUUAUAGUUAAUGGGGUUUGUCUGGCACAUGACUGAUCCAUCUUUGGUCAGAAAAAGGAAACAGAAAAUUGGAAUGCCCAACACAGAUGUUAAUGAAGCCCACAAUUUACCAAGUUACCAUUAUUUUAAUAUACAACACUAUUUUAAAAAUCUUCUAAAAUUGUUUAAUAUCACCACCAGAAGAGGCGCACCAAAUUAAUGUAUACAAAUGAUGGCCUGCCAUAAAGCGCUGCUGCUGUGCUUGCUCUGAGGGGAGCUAAUUUAAAUUAGGCAUAUAAAUGUUUGGCUGCUGAUGUGGAAAUGAACACUUAGAGACUACUUCUAGAACACUAGGGACGUAUGCAAUUUCCAGUGUCUUGUGCAUUGCAGAAAUACCGACCUUUCUACUGCAUGUAUUAAUACUUGAUUGUAACUUGUAAUUAUCUGUAUAGAAUUAACUGCCUGUAUGUUUUACUUGUGUUUUUCUAACACUCCCUCUAUAUCUCAUUUAUGUGAAUAUUCACAUUCUGGUAUAUUUUAGUUGAAGGAUAAUAAACAUUUAAUCAAAAUUAA